GUUAGGAAAUACCUUAAUAGCACACAAUGCAAUUCUUGAGAUUGCUAAUCAGUAAUCUAAUCCUGGCAAGCGUUGUCUUCGGAGGCAACGUAACCAACGUCAAUGUAUAUGAAUUCUGCUCUGCGGUAAUGUCUGACAACGAAGGCAUUUCCAAUAACAAGCCUUGUGACCCUUCGGUUUGCAAGGGUGAAACUGGUGAAAUGGGUCCUGUUGGCCUGCCCGGACUGAAUGGGCUCCCUGGACAGAAAGGUGAGUCAGGAAAAAACUGUGGAUCAGGAAGACAGGAACCCGAAUUAUCGUGUGGAAGCAGACGAGAUAAAUUGAUGUACCGGGCGAUGGCAAAAAGAAUGAGAAAAUUAGAAGAAAAAUUGAAAAAACAGAUGCAGUUGAUUCCCCCACUUCUUUAUUGCUCCAUGGGGAUGAAAAAUUUUGAGAUUCCUAGUACUUCUAUCACGGCGUCUUCUCACUACGAUAUCGCCCAUGCUCCUUAUUUUGGACGACUCGAUGCAAUCGACGAAAGGAACCUUCUGGGAAGUACUGAUAGAAGAAAUCCCAUUGGCGCAUGGUGUCCACACGGGACGUCAGACAGCCAAAGAUGGAUUCAGAUAGACCUGGAAAGGCCAAAGUCGGUAGGGGGCGUAGUGACUCAAGGACGACCCAACACUAAAUGGAAGGAUGAGCAUUGGGUAAAGACAUACAAAAUGUCUUGUGGAAAUACGACAACCAACAUGAAAUUCAUCCAACAAAGUGGCGAGACUAAGAUAUUUAUGGGAAACAACGACAAGAACACAAAAGUGAUCAAUAAGUUUCCUGAGCCAGUAACAUGUCGUUAUGUUCGUUUAUACGUAUUAACUUGGCAUAUGCAGCCCUGCUUGAGAAUGGAUCUAAUAAAAGGAGAAUGCCACGACUUGCAUAUGCAAAUAUUACGUUAUGAACCCAAGUAGAUGAAGAAAAAUAACUGAAACGUUAUAAAUCCUUUGAAGAAGGAUUUAAAAUAAAUAAGAUGUGCAUGGGAUGACUUCAUUGUUCGUGUCUAAAUAUAAAAUCUGAAAUACACUAAUACCUGUACUUCAAUAUUAAUGUACAGCAAAUAAAAUUCACAAAGCUU
This is a messenger RNA of Styela clava, 1108 nucleotides long. RefSeq names its product putative carboxypeptidase X1. Lineage: Eukaryota; Metazoa; Chordata; Ascidiacea; Stolidobranchia; Styelidae. The record is from RefSeq and is a predicted model, not a curated record.